This is a messenger RNA of Gallus gallus (chicken), 5019 nucleotides long. It is a transcript of the gene ADAMTS15, whose product is annotated as ADAM metallopeptidase with thrombospondin type 1 motif, 15. The transcript is spliced from 8 exons. Gene Ontology annotation, molecular function: metalloendopeptidase activity; zinc ion binding. Gene Ontology annotation, biological process: extracellular matrix organization; proteolysis. The coding region runs from base 190 to 2985 and encodes 931 amino acids. The record is from RefSeq and is a predicted model, not a curated record. NCBI's taxonomy places the organism in Eukaryota, Metazoa, Chordata, Aves, Galliformes, Phasianidae.
GGUAGCGGCGGGGCAGGCGGCUCGAGCGGCCGCUCCGCUCCUUCCAGCCGAGUUUUAGCAAAAAGAAGGAGGGACGGAGGAAGCAGCAGCAGCAGCAGCAGCAGCAGCAGCAGCAGCAGCAGCAGCAGCAGCAGCAGCAGCAGCAGCAGGGACUGGCUCCUGCUUUCUCCCCCCAUGUGAGCCGGGACGAUGCUGCCGCUGCUGCUGCCGCUGCUGCUGGGCGCCCGCGCGCUGAGCGCACCCCCGGGGGACACGGCGGUGGUCACCCCGCUCCGCCUCGACCCCGACAUCAACGGGCGGCCCUACUUCAGGCGCGGCCCCGCCGAGGCCGUGGUGUUCCAGCUGUCGGCCUUCGGGGAGGAUUUCUACCUGCACCUCUCCCCCGACGCCGGAUUCAUCGCCCCCGCCUUCGCCGCGCACUACCUGGGCUCCGCGCCCGGUGCCUCCCGUCCCCAUCACCUCCGCCACUGCUUCUACUCGGGGGAUGUCAACGCCGACCAAGAGUCCUUCGCCGCUCUCAGCCUCUGCGGGGGGCUCCGGGGGGCUUUCGGCUACCGGGGAGCCGAGUACACCAUCAGCCCGCUGCCGGGAGCGGAGCACGGGGGGGCUCACCGCCUGCAGCGCCGCAACGUCGCCCACCCCCUGGGUACCUCCGCGUCGCGCUGCGCGGUGGGCUCCGGGCUCACCCCCGGCGUGCUGCAGGCUCUGGAGAAAUACCGGGGGAGAGCGGCCGGCGGGAAGGCAGGAGGGAGAACCAAACGCUUUGCCUCCGUGCCCCGGUACGUGGAGACCUUGGUGGUGGCCGAUGAGUCCAUGGUGAAGUUCCACGGGGAUGACCUGCAGCACUACCUGCUCACCCUCAUGGCCACGGCCGCCCGUCUCUACAAGCACCCCAGCAUCCGCAACCCCAUCCAGAUCUCCGUCGUCAAGUUCCUCCUCAUCGGGCAGGACGACAAAGGGCCCAAAGUCACCAGCAACGCCGCUCUCACCCUCCGCAACUUCUGUGCCUGGCAGAAGAAGUGGAACAAAGUCAGCGACAAGCACCCCGAGUACUGGGACACCGCCAUCCUCUUCACCAAGCAGGACCUGUGUGGUGCCACCACCUGUGACACGCUGGGCAUGGCCGACGUGGGCACCAUGUGCGACCCCAAGCGCAGCUGCUCCGUCAUUGAGGACGAUGGGCUGCCCUCAGCUUUCACCACUGCCCACGAGCUGGGCCACGUCUUCAACAUGCCCCAUGACAACGUGAAGGCCUGCGAGGAGGUCUUUGGCCGGCUGAAGACCAACCAUAUGAUGUCUCCCACCCUCAUCCAGAUUGACCGUGCCAACCCCUGGUCAGCCUGCAGUGCUGCCAUCAUCACCGACUUCCUUGACAGCGGCCACGGAGACUGCUUGCUGGACCAGCCCUCCAACCCCAUCCCACUGCCCGAGGACCUGCCGGGGACGAGCUACAGCCUGAACCAGCAGUGCGAGCUGGCCUUCGGCGUGGGCUCCAAGCCCUGCCCCUACAUGCAGUACUGUGCCAAGCUCUGGUGCACCGGCAAAGCACGCGGGCAGAUCGUCUGCCAGACACGGCACUUCCCCUGGGCUGAUGGCACCGGCUGCGGGGAGGGACGCUUCUGCCUGAAAGGUGCCUGCGUGGAGAGGCACAACGUCAGCAAGUACAGGGUGGAUGGCGGCUGGGCCAAGUGGGCGCCCUACGGGACGUGCUCGCGGACGUGCGGCGGUGGGGUGCAGCUGGCCAAGCGCGAGUGCACCAACCCUGUGCCCGCCAACGGGGGCUCCUACUGCGAGGGCGUCCGCGUCAAGUACCGCUCCUGCAACCUGGAGCCCUGCUCGGCUGCAGUGCCAGGAAAGAGCUUCCGAGAAGAGCAGUGUGAGGCAUUCAAUGGCUACGGCCACAGCACCAACCGUCUCACUGCCUCCGUCUCCUGGGUCCCCAAAUACUCUGGCGUCUCACCCCGGGACAAAUGCAAGCUCAUCUGCCGGGCGAAUGGCACGGGGUACUUCUAUGUGCUGGCACCCAAGGUCGUGGAUGGCACCCCGUGCUCCCCAGACUCCACCUCAGUCUGUGUCCAGGGCAAAUGCAUCAAAGCGGGCUGUGAUGGGAAGCUGGGCUCCAAGAAGAAAUUUGACAAAUGCAGUGUAUGUGGAGGAGACAACAAGAGCUGCAAGAAGGUCUCAGGCUUAUUCACCAAACCCAUGCACGGCUACAACUUUGUGGUGGUGAUCCCCGCCGGAGCCUCCAACAUCGACAUCCGCCAGCGGGGCUACAAGGGGCUGAUCAGCGACGACAACUACCUGGCACUGAAGAACGGGCAGGGCAAGUAUCUGCUGAACGGGCACUUCAUCGUCUCGGCCGUGGAGCGGGACCUGAUGGUGAAGGGCAGCGUGCUGCGCUACAGCGGCACCGGCACCGCUGUUGAGAGCCUGCAAGCCUUCAAACCCAUCCAGGAGCCUUUGACUUUGGAGGUGCUCUCCGUGGGGAAGAUGACCCCACCCCGGGUGCGCUACUCCUUCUACCUCCCCAAGGAGAGCAAGGAGGACAAAACCUCCUACAAGAAGGAGGGCAAAGCUCCUCCGGACCUCAACAACAGCGUCCUCAGCUUGUCCAACCGCUUGGAUGGGGGCAGGCCGACCUACAAGCGUCCCUCCUACAAGUGGGCGGCGGGCGGCUGGGAGGCGUGCUCUGUCACCUGUGGCAGCGGGCUGCAGAAGAGGGCUGUGGCUUGCCAUGACUCCUAUGGCCACCCAGCCUCUGAGUGUGAGGCUGCCCAAAGGCCGGCCGAGGUGCGGUCGUGCGGGGAGCCCUGCCCGGCGUGGGAAGCGGGACCGUGGGCUCCUUGCUCCAAGAGCUGUGGGAGAGGCUUCAAGAGGAGGAUGCUGAAGUGCGUGGCCUCCGGUGGGAGGCUGCUGCCCAGGGAGAGUUGCAGUUUUCGGAGGAAGCCGCAGGAGUUGGAUUUCUGCACCUUGAGGCCGUGCUGAGCUGUGCCGGUGAGGAUAGACAUGGUGUCUCUCGGGCAGCGGCCAGGGGUUGGGAGAAGGGGAGAUGUCCAUAGCACAUACCAAAUGAGGGUAAAAAAGGGAAAACAAACGAACAAACAAAAAAUAACGGGACCUGGGCGCGGGGAAGGGCGCGCAACCAGGUGAUGAGAGGGCUUUCACCGAGCAGGUUGCUCGGAGGUGAGCAGGAACCAACCUACCUCGAAGCUGCCGCACACGCGGGGACCCGCGGCUGGGAGCCGGAGGACAGACGGACAGAAAUCACUGCCAGGAUGGCUCUGGGGAUGCACAGAGGGGACACCCCCGCACGGCACAGCCAACACCUGCCUCGUCUUCCCAGGGCCAAGCCUACCUCCCCCUUCCCAUUUUCCGCGUGGGACCAAGUGGAUUUACUGACACGACGAUGGCAAGUUGUACUGUCCAACAGGGUGCUGGGUUUUGUAGGGACUGUCACCUUCAGGGCCUGCAAGCAGUGACUUCACAGCUGCGCUCGCCAACGGGGAGCCCAAGUGCCAGGCUGGGAGGUGGUGCCUCAAUUCUCAUUUUCUCCUCAUGUUCAUGAUCUGACCAGUGUAUACUUUAUGGUGCUCAACUCUGUGUUGUUGUUUAACCUCCUCCCCAUGCUGGAUGCAAACCUGGCACGGAGGGGAUAGCAUUGCUUCCAGCAGAGCCCCUCCUGGGGCUGAGGUUUUCCUAUGGUGCUUUGGGGAGGCUGAGACUGGCUCUUGGCUAAAUGGGCACCCAGAGCACAGCCAGAUGCUCUUUACACCCUGGUGCAGGGCGGGGUGUAAAGCUCUUUGGGGCCAAAAGGGAUCACGAUGGAGGUGCAAUGUGAGUGAUAAUUGCAGAAAUAACCAACUGUACUGUAGCAUCGUGGUGCUGUGCCUGGGAGCAUCCCUGCCUGUUGCUGGUGCUCGACUCUGCUCUGGAAAUGGUGCUAGCAGGGCCUGCAUGCCAUGCCCAGGCACCCUGCUGCCUGCUCCACUCCAAGCUUCAGGGUUAUUUCGCUCUGCAUUAACCUCCAGCUAUGUUCUGAGCUAGAAUGUGGCUUUGGGGCUGUCCUGACCCUCCUGCUCCUGCAGAGCAUCCACAACCAGCUGCAUCCUCCUGGGUUUUGUGCUACAGCUCAUUCCAUACCUCCGCUGUAUCCAGAGGCUGCCUUACCUCACCACAACCCUACCACACACCUUCCCCCAUAAGCCUCCUGCUCAGACUAAACCAUCAGGGAUCAUUUCACAUUUUGCUUUCCUGCUGCUGAAGGUCCCUUGGAGGGAGCUUGCUGUUGACCUCUUGAUCAAGACAUGUCACUAUUGGGAAGAGCAGAAGGGUCGAUCCCAGCUUUUGGGUAGGCUGCUGCCUCAGCAGUGGGAUGCUUGGAGGCUGCUCAGUGCAUGUGGAAGCUCUUCAUGCUCCACCAAGCAGCGGUCAGCUGUGCACGUGGUCAGAGGGGUCCCAAGGAACAGCACAAACGUUCUCGUGGAGACCUUUCCCACCAGCUUAGCACAUUUCUCGUGAUACUGUUUGCAGACCCACCCUCCCUGGAUUCGUGUAAUGCCUUUUUGAGCACAAUAAUAUUUCUGGUCUCCACGAUGCUUGAUAGAGCCAGGAGCAGAUGUUGUGGUUGCUUUGCACAGCGGGGACGGGAUUUAAUGUUCUAGGAAAUCCCUUCCAGGUCUACAUUCCCAUGAAUGCAUCAUCCAUUUUCUGGACAGUUUUCCUGCGUAGCCGAGCCUGCAGAGCUUUCGUUUGGGGACAGAGCUCCAAGGAGCUGCCCUUUGCGUCCUGCCAUCACAUGGGUGGUUUCCAAGCCACAGAGAAACUGUCGUCCUCGUCCGAUGGGGGGAAGGAUGGGGUGGGAGGGAUUUCUUGAGUGCAGUUCUUUUGCCAAGUGUGCAGCAAAAGGAUGGAGAUGCCUAUUGUACUGGCUGCUUUGUGUAUACCAUGUAUACUAAACAUCAAUCUCUGCUGUUUGUGCAUCAAUAGCAAACCUGAAAUAAAACUGUAUUUAAAGACCCA